AUUUUCUGGUGUUUCACAUUUCCGACAUGGCUGUUGUUCCAGUUUUUGCGUCAAAGCUAGCGGGACUUGAUACGAUUGUCUCUGUCUGCUAUGUUUGAGAAUUCAAGUCGCACUCCGGUCUAAUGUGUCAGCCCUGGACAGACCAUAUAUAAACUUCGCGUUUCUGGCCAUUCAGCUUUUCCCAUCUUGACUUCGAACCGUUAUCUGCCAAUAUCCCCACCUUCAGUUACAAUGUCUACGCCGAGCUCUUUCAGUGAAAGCGGACACGCGGGCGUGUCUUCAUGUCCACAACCCACCAUGACCAAGGCUGACGAGUGCAGGCACCCGUCCGUUAAUGCUCCCACCGGCUGGGAGCUGUAUCUACCCUGGCUAGCCCAGCGCCCCACGGGUACCCUGCCAAAUCAGUCGAGGGACCCUCACUCAGGCGGAAAAGCGUCAACGCGCCCGAACGGGGGCUACGAGAGUCCGUCUUAUUCGACCUACGUGUUCAAACAACUUCGCCGGUCGGCGGCGGCUGGCACUGCCGCCUCUCCUGCGCUGUCCUCAGGUUUCGAGGUUGUCGACAUUGAAUAUAUAGAGACACCGGACCUGCCUACGUUCUCACCAGCAUGUAACAGGGCGGUCCAAUUUAGAGCGCGUGGUUUAUUCGGACUUGGCCUUUUCAACGUCCCGCAGCUCGACGAAAUUGGCAAGUCCGCCUUUUGCAGUGGCGAACAAUGA
Molecule: messenger RNA, 720 nt
Organism: Fomitiporia mediterranea MF3/22
Lineage: Eukaryota; Fungi; Basidiomycota; Agaricomycetes; Hymenochaetales; Hymenochaetaceae
Exons: 3
Coding region: 232-720 (162 amino acids)
Source: RefSeq, a predicted model, not a curated record